AUGUUAGGGUUAGAUGGGACAUUCUUGAAGGGAACAUAUCUGGGGGUCCUAUUGGCUGCAAUCGACUUAGAUGCUAAUGGUGGCACUUUUCAUGUUGCGAUUGCAGUGGUAGAGAAUGAACACACUAAAAGUCAUUGCAUGCGCCAGCUUGUAGACAAUUUCAAGAGAACAUGGAAGAGCAAAGUACUCCUAAAGGAGUGGUGGCAAGCCGCAAGUGCAUUAUCAACUGAAAGUUGGAUUUUAGAGGAACGUGAGAUGCCUCUCAUCCCUUUGUGUGAAAACUUAAGAAUUAAGUUAUUGAAAAGAUGGGCUGAACGUCAGCUGGAAAGUGAGCAGUGGGAUAGUGUUUUAGUGCCUAAAGCACAAGAUGUUCUCAAUGAACGGAUUACAAAGUCAAGGUUCGGGUAUAAUGUUAUAUGGGUCGUAGACAUAAAAUAUAAGGUCCAUGAGGAGAUGGCCCAUGCUGUAGAUCUUGAUGCUCGAACCUGUACUUGUAGAGUGUGGAGGAAUAGCGGGUUCCCGUGUACCUAUGAAAUUGGAGCUAUGAAUCAUUGUCACCUCCAUCCACUCUACUUUUGUGAGCCGUAUUUCAGAGUUCAAGCAUACAGGACCACCUAUGCAACUGAAUUCCAUCUUGUACCAGACUCGGUGCCUUUGACUGGAGCUUUUAAUAGAAUUGUAUAUCCCCCAAUUACCAAGCGAUAUCUAAGAAGGCCAAAGAAACAGCGUAGGCAAACAGAAGAGAAAUCCACCAAGGUUUAUAUUUGUAAGUAUUCAUGA
This is a messenger RNA of Amborella trichopoda, 780 nucleotides long. The record is from RefSeq and is a predicted model, not a curated record. NCBI's taxonomy places the organism in Eukaryota, Viridiplantae, Streptophyta, Magnoliopsida, Amborellales, Amborellaceae.